This is a messenger RNA of Anopheles darlingi, 1882 nucleotides long. Its product is annotated as endochitinase-like. The transcript has 6 exons. Gene Ontology annotation, molecular function: chitinase activity; chitin binding. Gene Ontology annotation, biological process: chitin catabolic process; carbohydrate metabolic process. Bases 19 to 1731 code for a protein of 570 amino acids. Gene Ontology annotation, cellular component: extracellular region. The record is from RefSeq and is a predicted model, not a curated record. Lineage: Eukaryota; Metazoa; Arthropoda; Insecta; Diptera; Culicidae.
UUGCGCCGUCCAAGUAAGAUGGGUGUAAUGCUAAGCCAGUCUUACGUGGUGCUGCUUUGUUUGUUGGCGGUUCUUCCGCUUAUAGCAACGCAAGGCCAGUCAGCACGUAUCGUAUGCUACUUCAGCAAUUGGGCAAUCUACAGACCUGAUGUCGGGCGUUAUGCGAUCGAUGACAUCCCGGCGGAAAUGUGCACGCAUAUCAUUUACUCUUUUAUCGGAGUAGAUGACAGCAACUACAAAGUACUCAUCAUUGAUCCGGAGCUCGAUCUAGAGCAAAAUGGGUUCCGCAACUUUACUAAUCUCAGGCAAAAGUAUCCGCACGCGAAAUACAUGAUUGCCGUUGGUGGAUGGGCCGAGGGUGGCAAGAAGUAUUCCCAAAUGGUUGCUGUCAAGGAACGGCGAGACUCGUUCAUCGAGAGCGUGGUACAGUUUAUGAAGGUCUACAGCUUCGAUGGUUUUGAUCUGGACUGGGAGUACCCAGGAGCGGCCGAUCGUGGUGGAAGCUUCGGUGAUAAGGAUAAGUUUUUCUACUUCGUGGAGGAGUUGCGCCGUGCAUUCGACAAGGAAGGGCGAGGCUGGGAAAUCACAAUGGCGGUUCCGGUAGCAAACUUCCGCCUCCAGGAAGGCUACCAUGUCCCAGAGCUGUGCGAAAACCUCGAUGCGAUUCACUGCAUGACAUACGAUUUGCGUGGAAACUGGGCUGGAUUCGCCGACGUCCACAGUCCACUGUACAAACGGCCCCAUGAUCAGUGGGCCUACGAAAAGCUAAAUGUGAACGAUGGGCUGCAGCUAUGGGUAAACUAUGGUUGCCCUCCAAAUAAGCUAGUUGUCGGUGUUCCUUUCUAUGGUAGAUCUUUUACCCUUAGCGCCAGCACCACGAACCCUACACUUGGCUCGUACAUCAACAAAGAAGCCGGUGGAGGUGCCCCAGGACCUUAUACCAAUGCCACAGGAUUCUUAGCGUAUUACGAGAUUUGUACUGAAGUACAGGAUGAGGAAAAAGGAUGGGUUAAGAAAUGGGAUGAUGUGGGUCUUUGUCCUUACACCUACAAAGGUACCCAGUUUGUCGGAUACGAGGAUGUGGAAUCCUUGCAGCACAAGAUGAAAUGGAUCAAAGAGAAGGGCUACGCUGGAGCCAUGACAUGGGCCAUCGAUAUGGACGAUUUUCACGGUUUGUGCGGUCCAGAAAAUGCGCUAAUGAAGGUGCUGUACGAAAAUAUGAAGGAUUACGUCGUGCCCGAACCAUCGGUUACUACCACUCCUAGGCCUGAAUGGAACCGGCCACCAUCAACAAUGUCGUCAGAGGCUGGCAAUCCACCGAAACAAACCACAACGACCACAACGAGCCGCCCUAGACCAACCACUACCAGCCCAGCAGCUGAGGCAACGACCUCAACUAGGCGUACUACUGCGAGAACCACGACUCGCAAGCCGACGACCAUACUGCCACCGGAACCGGAUGAUUCAGAGGAGCCAGUCGCUCCAUCUAUUCCGGAAACUGAGGAUGAAGCCGAUAUCGAUUGUUCGGGCUAUAAGGAUUUCGUACCGUCUGCUGAUUGUACCAAGUAUUAUCGUUGUGUUCACGGGCAGCCGGUCGAGUUCACCUGCAAACCGGGAACGGUUUUCCACACAGCACUCAACGUGUGCGAUUGGCCAGAGAAUGCCGAUCGCAUUGAGUGUCGCAGUAAGGCAAAGUUUAUCUACCAUUCUUCCGAAAACACGGAAAUCUAAUUGCCAUCGUCCAUCCCUUGAGAAACUCAAUGCAUUUUAGCUAAAUAACCGCUUUUAAAAACCCCAGCUAUAGCGUACCGGUUGAGCACGUAAAAAUUGAGUUUUUCAAAAUUAAAGCGGCACCCUGUGCUUGAUUUUGUAGAAAAUGUUC